AUGCCAUUCGACACAACCAUCAAAAAAGUCGCUAUAGCUGGCGCAUCCGGCCCCAUCGGCCAAGCAAUUCUCACCGAGCUCCUCAAAUCACAACUCUUCGACAUCACCAUCCUCACCCGAGAUCCCACAACCCACCAAACACCCUUCUCACCCUCACUCCAAGUCCUCCAAGUCGACUACAGCUCUCUCCCCUCUCUAACCCACGCCCUCACUAAACAAGACGCGCUAAUCUCCGUCCUCUCUCCCAGCGCCAUCCCCACCCAAAAACUCCUCAUAGACGCCUGCAUUCAAGCCCACGUGCACCGUUUCCUCCCCUCAGAAUACAGCUAUGAUUUCUGUUCCCCUACCAUCCACCAACUCUCCCCCAACAAGCCACUCUUCACCCAAAAAAUCGCCAUCGAAGAAUACCUCAAAGAACAAGCCACCCACACCUCUCUAAGCUACACCCUCCUCUUCAGCAACCCCAUCCUCGAACUCUCCUUGAAAAACAACCUCUUCUUCAACUUCCAAAACCGCACCGCGAUCCUCAAUCCCCAAUUCAAAACCGUCCCCAUCUCCCUCACCACUCUUCCCAGUUUGUCGAAAGCCGUCCGGAGAAUCCUCACUCACCCGCGCGAAACGGCAAAUCGACCUAUCCGCAUCAAAGACAUCGAUAUCUCUCAUGAAAAACUUGUAUCAAUCGCUCAAUCCCUCACACCCAGUCAAGAUUGGGAUAUCCGCACCGAUGUGAACUCAGAUUUAGACUCAAGUUUUAAUUUCGGAGGCAAUUUUGAGCGCGUGCACAAUAGUAUUUUUGGAAUCAAGGAGAUGACGCUAGAAGAAUUGGAGGAAUUGGUAAGAGUGACUUGUGGAGUGGAAAAGUUAUGA
Botrytis porri is the source of this 867-nucleotide messenger RNA. RefSeq lists its product as uncharacterized. The transcript is spliced from 2 exons. The record is from RefSeq and is a predicted model, not a curated record. The coding region runs from base 1 to 867 and encodes 288 amino acids. NCBI's taxonomy places the organism in Eukaryota, Fungi, Ascomycota, Leotiomycetes, Helotiales, Sclerotiniaceae.